Molecule: messenger RNA, 771 nt
Organism: Saccostrea cuccullata (small rock oyster)
Lineage: Eukaryota; Metazoa; Mollusca; Bivalvia; Ostreida; Ostreidae
Exons: 3
Coding region: 116-478 (120 amino acids)
Source: RefSeq, a predicted model, not a curated record
UUUUGCAAAGAUAUUAAAGUUAUUGCAAGUUGGAACUGAUGCAAUAAGAAUCUGCUUCGAUAAAUUUUUCCCAAAAGAAGAACUAGAUAAGACUCUGAAAGAAAAUGAAACAGACAUGAGAAGUGGACAAUUCCGAUUCUUACCACCUCAACUGGAGAUUCUCUUCCCAAAGCAAAGUGGAUCCAACACUGGUGUAUCAUCUUUAUCUAUGGACAUUACCAUCAUGUAUAAAUUGUUGAGGAAUUUCUCUGACAUUGAUCCUCCCGGAAAUGGAUGGGGAAAAGAGCCUAGAAUAGUGGACAUCACGGGGAGUGACGACAUAGAAAGAAUUCGAUUGUAUAGAAAUAAAUACAGCCAUGAUCCAGGAAGUAGCCCCGUAAUGAGUGAUGAUCUUUUUAGCAUAAUCUGGGAUGAUCUUUCUAAGGCCAUUCUAAGACUCAGUUGGGAUGUUUUGAAGAGAAGGAUAAAAGAAAUAUAACUAAGUGGAUAAUAAAAAUUCACAAUAUUUACGUGACAACAACAAACAUUUCUAUGAGUGAAAAAGGUCGUCUUCAUGGUGGUACUAGUAUUCGGUUACAUUUACUGUAAAAAAGUGCAAUAUUUUAUGGUGCUGAUGUUUUUUUUUGGGGGGGGGGACAAGAUAUUCAUUUUCAAAUGAAAUAAAAUGUGAAAUACCCUUGAUGGAUAACAGUUCGAUAUUGAAUUUAAAUUUCUUACUAUAAAUGGUAUUUUACAUUUUACGUAUCCCUAGAUUUUAUUAUCUAUAUCUUU